Molecule: messenger RNA, 1618 nt
Organism: Stegodyphus dumicola
Lineage: Eukaryota; Metazoa; Arthropoda; Arachnida; Araneae; Eresidae
Gene: Uba2
Product: Ubiquitin-like activating enzyme 2
Biological process (GO): protein sumoylation
Cellular component (GO): cytoplasm; SUMO activating enzyme complex
Molecular function (GO): SUMO activating enzyme activity
Source: RefSeq, a predicted model, not a curated record
GCACACAGUACAAUGUCGAAUUUUUUCGCCAGUUUUCAGUAGUUACAAAUGCUUUGGAUAAUGUUGCUGCUCGAAGCCACGUUAAUAGAAUGUGCUUGGCUGCUGACAUUCCGCUUAUUGAAAGUGGAACUUCUGGAUAUGUAGGACAAGUAACAGUUUAUAAAAAAAAAAUAACAGAAUGUUUUGAAUGCUUGCCAAGAAAACCACAAAAAACAUACCCUGGUUGCACAAUACGAAACACUCCUUCAGAACCUGUACACUGUGUUGUCUGGGCUAAGCAUUUAUUUAACCAACUUUUUGGAAUAACUGAUGCCGAUGAAGAAGUUUCUCCCGAUGUUGCAGAUUCUGAGUUAGAUGGCUCUUCUUUACCAAAUGAAUUGGGAAAUGUUAAUAGAGUUUCUACAAGGGAAUGGGCAAAAUCAACAAAUUGACCUGUGAAACUUUUCACUAAGUUAUUUUCAGAGGACAUCAUCUACCUCAAUAAAAUGAAUGACCUGUGGAAGAAACGAAGCCGUCCAAAAGCAUUAAAUUGGAAUGAUUUGCCUGAUGCAGUUCCGGGGAGCAGCAGACAGGAAGAUGCUCGUAUUAAAGACCAGAUGUUAUGGAGUACUAAACAGUGUGCUGAAAUAUUUAAAAGCAGUUUAACUGUUCUAAGAAAAAGGGCAGAAGAAGCUGGGGAAAAUGAAGUCUUAACUUGGGAUAAGGAUGAUGAACAUUGUAUGGAUUUUGUGGCAUCAUGUUCAAAUUUACGUGCAUAUUGCUUCCAUAUACCACAACAAAGCAAAUUUGACAUUAAGGCUAUUGCUGGUAAUAUUGUUCCUGCCAUAGCUACAACCAAUGCAGUCGUUGCUGGCUUAAUUGUUCUGCAAGUAAUGAAAGUUUUAAAAGGAGACAUUUCUAAGUGCCGAACAGCUUUUAUUAGUGAAAGUUUUUCUGCAAGCAAGAAAAUAAUAUCUUCUGCUCAGUUGGAGAAACCCAACAGCAAUUGUUUUGUUUGUUCACCCAAAACACCAGAGGUCUCUAUCAAAUUGAAUGUGCAGACCCUCACAGUAAAGACUUUAGAGGAAAAGGUUAUAAAAGAAAAGUUGCAUAUGGUUCAACCUGAUGUGGUUAUAAAUGAUGGAUCAGGCAAAAUUCUAGUCUCCAGUGAUCCUGAAGAUAUGCAAGAAGAGAUUAUGGGAAAACCACUGUCAGACUUUGGGAUCACUUCCGAAACUCGGCUGUUAUGUGAAGAUUUCUUCCAGUGUUACAAAAUUCUUCUCAUUAUUCAACCAACGUCAGAAUUAACUGGUCAAGAAUUUGAAUUUGAAACAGAUGUUGAAGAUCUGAAGCCAGAGCCUUCUAAACAUGUGGACGAUGCAAGUCAGGCAAAGGAAGAUGGAGAUAUUGUCUUUGAAAAUGUUUCUGAUUCUGAAGAUGUCAUGAGAAAGGAAGGUGAAAUAACGGUAAUGUCUGGAAGUGAUGAUGAAAAUGGUUUGCAGCCGCCUACCAAAAAGACAAAGUUCAGCUCAGACUAAAUCACUGUGAGAAUUCUAAACUCAUGUACAUUUUCUUUGUCAUCUCAUAAUAAACUAAGCAUUUUUUUAAUAAUAUCAAUAAACAUCCUCUUUGUUAAUGC